CCCCCAAGGCCGAGGUUCUAAAACUGGUUGUUAUGCUUUGGUUCUAGAAUGCUGCUUCCGGAAGGUCCCUUCCAUCCCUCGUCACUGUGGAAACUCCUCCAUCUGAAGAGCAACAAGGAACCUCCGGCCUCGCCAUUCCCUUUCUUUGGCCAGUGGCGGCCAAACCGAAAGAUGCGAACGGUGUCGUGCUCAGAGCCCCUCGCUUAGAGCCCCCCCUCCGUCCUGGAGCGGAUGUGUUUACCUGGACUCCGGUUCAGUUGGCGCUCCCCCCGGCUCUGGUGCGGAGACUGCUCUUUUGCCCACCUCUGCAGGGCCGUUGUUCUGCCCUCUCCUGAGCGCCGUCUGUGCCAUGAAGAGCUUCUCCAAGCGUGAGGCUGACCGGAGAAUGUUCCUGGAGCAGGUUCGGGAGAGCAAGGAGAACGGCUACCUCCUCUCUUCCAAGAAGAUCGGCUCGGGGGCUUUCUCUAAAGUCUACCUGGGUUACGCCACCCAAGAAAAGCUGAUGCAGAAUUACAAGCUGGCCUCAGACCUCCGCAGCAAGAGGCACUCCAUGGUUGCUAUAAAGAUCAUCUCAACGGCAGAAGCUCCUGUAGAAUAUACCAAAAAGUUCCUUCCAAGAGAAAUCUACUCCCUCAAUGUUACCUACAAGCACUUAAAUGUUAUUCAGCUCUACGAGAUGUACCGGAACAGCAAGCGCACCUACCUCGUCCUGGAGCUGGCCUCCAGGGGAGACCUCCUGGAGCACAUCAACGCCACCUCUGACAGGAGGGAGUUCCCCGGGCUGGAGGAAGAGGAGGCACGGAGGCUCUUCCGCCAGAUCGUCAGCGCUGUGGCACACUGCCACAAUGUUGGCAUCGUCCACAGAGACCUGAAAUGUGAGAACAUCUUGCUAGAUGAACGUGGCUUCAUUAAACUAACAGAUUUUGGGUUUGCCAAUCGCUAUUCCCUGAAGAAUUCCCUCAUGAGCACUUUCUGCGGCUCCGUGGCCUACACGGCCCCGGAGAUCCUCAUGAGCAAGAAGUACAAUGGGGAGCUGGCUGACCUGUGGAGCCUUGGGGUGAUCCUCUAUGCCAUGGUGACAGGGAAGCUCCCCUUCAAGGAGCGCCAACCACACAAGAUGAUCCACGUGAUCAAACAGGGACUGGCUUUCCGGCAGCCCAUCUCACCAGAAUGUCAGAACCUCAUCGAGGGCUUGCUCCAGCUGAAGCCGGCAGCUCGCCUGGGGCUACAGCAAGUGGCCACCCACCGCUGGAUGCUGCCCGCCACCUCUGCCAUCUUCCACCGAGUGAUGAGCUCCAUUGGGGCCCAUCCGGAGUGCAGCACAAGCCAGGACAAGUCAAUAGCAGCACAAGCCGAGGCUGGAGGCUCCACGUCGCAGCUCCCAGGCCUGGAGAGCCCCACCAAGAGUGCAGAGGGGGCAGCCAAGGACAGCCAAGUCCUGCCCACCCCGCGGGCCUCCUCUGCCUCCGGCGCCUUCCCCGCCCGGCCGGUGAAGGUGGAGAAGAAGAGUGAGGUGGUGGCUGGCCCCGCCCACUGCAUCCUCCAGCUGCCCUCCCCGCGGAAGACGGAGCGGCCCCCGCGCCUCGCCCUCUACCGGCCCAGCCUGCUCACCAGCCUGCAGCCUUUCCACCACCUGCCCAACUUCCGCAAGCCUGGCUCGGCCCUCUCGGCCAGCGCCUACGUGGCCAGCAGGCGGGCAGCCGAGAAGGGCCCAGCCCGGGCAGCGGCGCUGGGGGGUGGCGGCGCCUCCGCCAGCCUCUCCAAGCAGGUCCACUCCCUCUACACCAUGACGCCCUGCCCGUGA
Messenger RNA from Heteronotia binoei (common prickly gecko), 1804 nucleotides. Its product is annotated as testis-specific serine/threonine-protein kinase 5-like. The record is from RefSeq and is a predicted model, not a curated record. Gene Ontology annotation, cellular component: cytoplasm. The coding region runs from base 350 to 1804 and encodes 484 amino acids. Gene Ontology annotation, biological process: microtubule cytoskeleton organization; protein phosphorylation; intracellular signal transduction. Gene Ontology annotation, molecular function: ATP binding; tau-protein kinase activity; protein serine/threonine kinase activity. NCBI's taxonomy places the organism in Eukaryota, Metazoa, Chordata, Lepidosauria, Squamata, Gekkonidae. The transcript has 8 exons.